AUGGUCCGCUCGACCGGCGUACUCAACAUGACUCACGAUGAGCUUCGUCUCCAUCGCGACUCUGUCACGGUCGCGUGGUUGUUCGUGGGGCUGCAGCCCGUGUCCGGCGACGAUCACGGUGGCAUCAUCGGCGGACUCGAACACAUCGGCAUGGCGGGCAUCGACCCGUCGACCGUGCACGGGAAUGUCCCGGAAGUGCUGUUCGCAACCUUCCAC
Mesorhabditis spiculigera is the source of this 216-nucleotide messenger RNA. The record is from the annotation of a GenBank genome assembly. Lineage: Eukaryota; Metazoa; Nematoda; Chromadorea; Rhabditida; Rhabditidae.